Molecule: messenger RNA, 3582 nt
Organism: Neltuma alba
Lineage: Eukaryota; Viridiplantae; Streptophyta; Magnoliopsida; Fabales; Fabaceae
Product: retinoblastoma-related protein
Exons: 18
Coding region: 194-3355 (1053 amino acids)
Biological process (GO): regulation of transcription by RNA polymerase II; cell differentiation; negative regulation of G1/S transition of mitotic cell cycle
Cellular component (GO): nucleus; chromatin; transcription regulator complex
Molecular function (GO): RNA polymerase II transcription regulatory region sequence-specific DNA binding
Source: RefSeq, a predicted model, not a curated record
ACAAAGAGGGCCAAAUUUAGAGAGAGAAACAGAAGGUGAGAGGAAAAAGUGAAGCAAAGAUAGGGCUCAGAGCUGCUUCAAAAACCCUUGUUUGGCCGAUUCGAUCCAAGAUUACGUCGUUGUUUUCUUGGUUUCUGUACUGGAUCUGCUUGGAGGUGUGAUCUGCGUCGACAGUGGCUUAACUAGGGUUUCCAUGAGUCCACCUGCUGAGGAGAAGAUGGAAGAUGUUAAGCCAUUAGCCGCCUCAGCCAACAGCUCACAGGGCGAACAUGGUGACCCUGCUGACUCUCGAUUCACUGAAUUCUGCAAGAACGGGUUGUCAUUGGAUGAUGAAAGUUGCAGACAAGCAACGAAGCUGUUCAGCGAAACCAAACACCUUCUACAGACCAAUGUAUCAUCUCUCGGGAAUGGAACGUAUGAAGAAGCAGAACGGUAUUGGUUUUCCUUUGUCUUGUACUGUGUCAAGAGAUUGGCUGAUAAGCAUACGGAAAGUGAGAAGGAAGUGACUGAUAGCAAUGGACUUACCUUGUGCCAGAUAUUGAGAAGGGCAAAGUUAAACAUUGUGGACUUUUUCAAAGAACUUCCUCAGUUUCUUGUUAAGGGUGGUCCGAUUUUAAGUAACUUAUAUGGCACAGAUUGGGAAAACAGGCUUGAGGCAAAGGAGUUGCAUGCAAACUUUCUUCACUUAAGCAUUCUUAGCAAGUAUUACAAACGUGCAUUCGGGGAGUUCUUCUUGGUAAAUGAUGCUACUGAAAAAAAUUCAGCUGCUUCCAGGGCUGGUGAUUAUGCAUCUCAAUAUCAUCGAUUUGGAUGGUUGGUUUUUUUGGCUCUUCGAGUCCAUGCUUUCAGCCGAUUUAAAGACUUGGUGACUUGCACCAAUGGUUUAGUUUCUAUACUGGCUAUCUUGAUUAUUCAUAUUCCUGCUCGCUUCAGAAAUUUUGACAUUCAUGAUGCGUCACGCUUUGUUAAGAAGAGUAGCAAAGGUGUGGACAUCAUAGCAUCACUUUGCAACAUGUAUGACACUUCAGAAGAUGAUGUGAGAAAAACUAUGGAGAAAGCCAAUAAUUUAAUUGCAGAUAUAUUGAAGAAGAAGCCUUGUCUAGCAUCUGAAUGCGAAACUGCAACACUUGAGAGUAUUGACAAAGAUGGUUUGUUCUACUUUAAUGAUCUUAUGGAAGAAUCAUCUCUACCAUCUUGUUUAAAUAUCUUAGAAAAGGAUUAUGAUGAUGCCAUUCGUAACAAAGGUGAGCUGGAUGAGAGGUUAUUUAUCAAUGAGGAGGACAGCUUAUUAGCUUCAGGAAGCUUGUCUGGAGGUUCAAUGUCAGCAAGUGGUGUCAAGAGGAAAUUUGAUUCAUUGGCGUCACCUACAAAGACGAUUACAAGCCCACUCUCUCCCCAAUGCUCUCCUGCAUCUCAUCAUGCAAAUGGCAUUCCAAUUAGCACAACUUCAAAGAUGGCUGCCACUCCUGUAACCACUGCUAUGACUACUGCUAAGUGGCUUCGUACUGUCAUAUGUCCACUUCCAUCAAAGCCUUCUCCUGAGCUGGAGAAAUUUCUGGCAUCAUGUGAUAGGGAUGUCUCAAGUGACGUAGUGCGCAGGGCACAGAUUAUAUUGCAGGCUAUAUUUCCUAGUAGUCCUUUGGGAGAGCGAUGUUUAACUGGAAGCCUUCAAAGUGCAAACCUCAUGGACAAUGUUUGGGCAGAACAACGGAGACUGGAAGCCCUGAAGUUAUAUUAUAGGGUCCUGGAGGCAAUGUGCAGAGCAGAGUCCCAAAUACUGCAUGCAACCAAUUUAACGUCAUUAUUAACUAAUGAGAGGUUCCAUAGAUGCAUGCUUGCAUGUUCUGCAGAAUUAGUGCUGGCAACACAUAAGACCGUAACAAUGUUGUUUCCUGCAGUGCUAGAAAGGACUGGAAUUACAGCUUUUGACCUUAGCAAGGUGAUAGAAAGCUUCAUAAGACAUGAAGAUUCUCUCCCAAGAGAAUUGAGGCGACAUCUGAAUUCAUUGGAAGAACGGCUUUUAGAGAGUAUGGUAUGGGAAAAGGGUUCCUCGAUGUAUAAUUCUUUGACAGUUGCCAGACCUUCCCUCUCUUCUGAAAUAACUCGUCUCGGAUUGUUAGCUGAACCAAUGCCAUCAUUAGAUGCAAUUGCAACACAUAUUAAUUUCUCUUGUGGGGGGCUACCUCCUGGGCCUUCCUUGCAGAAGCCUGAGACUUUGCCAAGUCAAAAUGGGGAUAUUAGGUCUCCUAAACGACUCUGCACAGAAUAUCGGAGUGUACUAGCAGAACGAAAUUCCUUUACCUCACCAGUGAAGGAUCGACUUCUUCCCUUCAGUAACCUUAAGUCAAAGCUACCUCCUCCUUUGCAGUCAGCUUUUGCAAGUCCAACAAGACCAAAUCCAGGGGGUGGGGGGGAGACUUGUGCAGAAACAGGGAUCAAUAUCUUUUUUGGAAAGAUUGUUAAGUUGGCAGCAGUCAGAAUAAGUGGCAUGGUUGAAAGGCUCCAAUUGUCUCAACAGAUAAGAGAGAAUGUGUACCGUCUUUUCCAACAAAUACUUAAUCAAAGGACGUCACUUUUCUUCAACCGCCAUAUUGAUCAAAUCAUUCUAUGUUGUUUCUAUGGAAUUGCAAAGAUUUCUCAACUGAACUUAACUUUUAGGGAGAUCAUUUACAAUUAUAGGAAGCAACCACAAUGCAAACCACAAGUUUUUCGCGGUGUAUUUAUUGACUGGUCAUCAACACGCCGCAAUGGGGUAUGUAAUCUGAUUGGACUCCCCCUUUGCUUUAUGAAAAGUCUGACCUUAUAUAUGAUUUUGGAACAGAGAACCGGACAGGAGCAUGUUGAUAUCAUUACAUUUUACAAUGAAAUAUUCAUUCCCUCUGUAAAAGCUCUGCUGGUUGAGCUUGGUCCUGGGGGAACAACUACAAAAGCCAACCGGAUACCUGAAGCCAACAAUAACAAUGAUGACCAUUUAGCUCAGUGUCCUGGAUCUCCUAAAAUUUCACCUUUUCCUAGCCUUCCUGAUAUGUCCCCGAAGAAAGUAUCUGCAACACACAACGUAUAUGUCUCACCAUUGCGAUCAGCCAAGAUGGAUGCCCUAAUAUCACAUAGCUCAAAAAGCUACUAUGCCUGCGUUGGGGAGAGCACUCAUGCAUAUCAGAGCCCUUCAAAAGACCUGACGGCCAUCAAUAACCGUUUGAAUGGCACCCGGAAGGUUAGGGGACCUCUCAACUUUGAUGAUGUUGAUGUUGGCUUGGUCAGUGACUCCAUGGUUGCAAACAGUCUCUAUCUGCAGAAUGGAAGCUGUGCAUCCUCAUCUGGGGCACCAGUGAAGUCUGAGCAGCCGGACAGUUGAAUGUUAACGUAGAGUAGUUAUUCCAUGUGUAUAUUCUUAUUAGUCCUUAUUCUUCAUACACUGUUGUUCAUAGCAGUGAGUUCAUGACACGGGUGGGUAUAGAAUGAGCGGUGAGAUUGUAGAAUGCCGCCACUUCCCACCUUGUGCUUUGUAUGUUAGGUAUUGGAGUGGAAAAUGUAGGCCUUUUUGUUAAUUUUAUCAAAUAAAAGUUUCUUCCUCUUGUGCAA